Molecule: messenger RNA, 618 nt
Organism: Anthostomella pinea
Lineage: Eukaryota; Fungi; Ascomycota; Sordariomycetes; Xylariales; Xylariaceae
Source: the annotation of a GenBank genome assembly
AUGUGGCUCUGUGAAGCAGGCGUGGCGGGUGUGGCUGGUGCGAGGAGUGGAAGAACUUUGAUCCACCUUGAGCUCCCCGCCGCUGCCAAUCCGAAUUGUUUCCAAGCCAAGCUCAGUCGAAAAGCUGCCUUGGGACAUACAUCUAUACACCGUCCAGCCCACGAAAACCGCCGCCCGACCACGAAGCCCGACUCCCUUCUGCUCCCGACCAACCGACACCCAUCCGUACUAUCCUCUCCGACCGGCCAAUAUCCCUAUCCCGCGACCAUGACGUCCACAAUCGGCAUCCCCAUCAAGCUCCUGAACGAGGCGCAAGGGCACAUCGUGACGCUGGAGAUAACAUCCGGCCAGACAUACCGCGGCAAGCUGCUAGAAGCCGAGGACAACAUGAAUGUGCAGCUCAAGGACAUCACGGUGACGGCGCGCGACGGACGAGUCAGCCAUCUUGACCAGGUCUACAUCCGCGGCAGCCACGUGCGGUUCUUUAUCGUGCCCGACAUGUUGAAGAACGCGCCCAUGUUCCGCAGUCGCAACGCCCGAGGUCGCGGGGUCGGUCUGGCGAGAGGACGAGCCACAGUCAGCAGAGCGCGGGCAAGCGGACGCGGCGGACGGCCUUAG